Nerophis ophidion (straightnose pipefish) is the source of this 7120-nucleotide messenger RNA. It is a transcript of the gene pcdh15b, whose product is annotated as protocadherin-related 15b. Gene Ontology annotation, molecular function: cadherin binding; calcium ion binding. Bases 171 to 6197 code for a protein of 2008 amino acids. The record is from RefSeq and is a predicted model, not a curated record. Gene Ontology annotation, biological process: sensory perception of sound; inner ear development; homophilic cell-cell adhesion. The transcript is spliced from 35 exons. NCBI's taxonomy places the organism in Eukaryota, Metazoa, Chordata, Actinopteri, Syngnathiformes, Syngnathidae. Gene Ontology annotation, cellular component: plasma membrane; stereocilium; catenin complex.
CCACACCUGCAUUUAAUUAAGCCGAAGUUGUUUUGUGUUUCCGCUCAUUAAGUUUUCACCACAUUUGGUUUUAAAAUACAGUUUAUUCCUUUAAUCUUCAUUUAUAUUGUCUUGUUUGUAUUUUAUUUUUUUUCUCGUUCCUCUAUUUGAAUUAUGUUCGAUGGUAGAAAAUGGAUGUGCUGGCAACUACUUUUCUGGGCACUCGGCGGAGGACGAUGGUGAAAAUGGCGGCAGGGAUUCACUUAAUGGGGCCGCUCUCAGAAAGCAGGGUCAAACGGCCUGAGAAAACGGGAAUAGGAGUUCUUUAUCUGCUACUCCCACUGCUGCUAUCAACUUGCCUGGGCCAAGACACUGAUGACUGGCAAUAUGAGGAAUGUAAACUUUCUCGUUCUGGUCCUCCUGCUACCAUUGUUGCCAUUGACGAGGAGAGCCCGAAUGGAACGCUGCUGGUGGAGAAUAUGCAGAUCAAUGGCGUUGCAGAAGGUCCAGACCGAACCAUCUCUUUGUCUCUAAGGGACAACUACGACUACUGGGUGAUUUUGGACCCCUCCAAGCAAGCCCUUUACCUCAACAGCACCGGACGAGUUCUCAACAGAGAUCCCCCGUCGUACAUCCAGUCCAUCGUGGUUCAGGUGCAGUGCACCAACGAACUGGUCGGCACCGUGAUCCUUCACGAGGUCCGCAUUGUCGUGCGGGAUCGCAAUGACAACUCUCCGCAUUUCCAGCAGCCUCGAUACUACGUGGCAGUUAGUGAGCUAACGCCAGUGGGCACCACCAUCUUCUCUGGAUUCUGGGGCAACAACGGGGCGACGGACAUCGAUGACGGCCCUAAUGGACAAAUAGAAUACACCAUCCAGCACAACCCCAUAGACCCAACUGCCAACAGAACCUUUGACAUCCCACUGACGUUGUUUGGCGCUGUGGUGCUGAGGGAGCGGCUCAACUAUGAAGAAAUAACACGCUACCUGGUCAUCAUACAGGCAAAUGACCGAGCCCCCUACCCGAGCGAGCGGCGCACCGCCACCACCACCCUGACCGUGGACGUGCUGGACGGCGACGACUUGGGGCCCAUGUUCCUGCCGUGCACGCUCGUGGGGAGCACCCGCGACUGCAGCCCCAUCACCUACAAGUCCAACGUGCUGGAGCUGACGGAACCAAAUAAGGUGAACCCACUCAAUGUGACGCCGCCCAUACAAGCUGUGGAUCAAGACCGGAACAUCCAGCCGCCGUCGGACAGACCUGGGAUCCUGUAUUCCAUCCUCAUAGGCAAACCAGAGUCCUACGUGGAAUAUUUCAGCUUGAACAGAAGCACGGCCGAGCUCCUGCUGCUGAAGCCCAUCGACAGGGAACUGUACCGAAAAUUCGAUCUGGUUGUGAAGGCGGAGCAGGACAAUGGACACCCGCUGCCGGCUUUCGCCAGCCUCCAAAUUGAUGUGUUGGACGAGAACAACCAGGCGCCGUACUUCCUGGAGAGACACUAUCACGGCUUUGUUUUGGAGGGCUCGCCAGUGGGAACCACAAUAGCGAGCAAUACCAGCCUGUCGGAACCUUUGGCCAUUGUGGCCCUGGAUAACGACGUGGAGGAGACCAAGGACCCUCAGCUGCAGCUCUCGUCAGACAGCUACUACGACGUUUUCGCCGUGUCGGCCGGCGGGAUCAGACGAUAUCUCACGCUGGUGCGGCCGCUGGACCGAGAGGAGCAGGACUCCUACACCUUCACGCUGCUGGCAUUCGAUGGCGUCCAGCAAAGCGCUCCGGUCAACGUGACGAUAACCGUGUUGGACGCAAACGACAACACGCCCACUUUUGCGAAUGUGUCCUACAAUGUCCACCUGUACACCGACAUGACGCCUGGGGAAACUGUGCUGCAGCUAUCAGCUGCUGAUUCUGAUGAGGGUUCCAACGGCCAGGUCACAUAUCGAAUUUUAGCCGGAGAUCAGGGACAGUUUCUUAUUGGCAAUAGGACUGGCAUUAUUACUGUGGCCCCAGGAGUGGUGCUCCUUGUUGGGCGAAGCUAUGCCCUGACUGUGGAAGCCAUGGACACCGGGCCGGAACCUCACAGAAGGUCAUCGAUUACGACAGUCUACAUCGAAGUUUUGCCACCCAACAACCAGAGCCCUCCGCGUUUUCCCCGGCAACAGUACAGCCUGGAGAUCAGCGAAGCUAUGAGGACGGGAGCCACGGUGCUCAACCUUCAGGCGGUGGAUCGGGAGAAGGACCCCAUUAUCUACAGAAUCCACCGCGGGGAUCACCAUGAACAGUUUUUACUGCAGCGCAAUUCUGGGUAUCUGGUUCUGAAUAAACCUCUGGACAGGGAGACUCAGGACUAUUAUACUCUGGUUGUCACAGCCUCAGACGAGCGACCAGAUGGGACCUCCACCGCCACGGUGAACAUUGUGGUGACAGAUGUUAACGACAACGACCCGCUGUUCGAUCCCUCGCUGCCGGUGAACCUUACUGUCACCGAAGAACAGGGUCAAGCGUACGUCGGGCGCGUCAAGGCAACCGAUCCAGAUCUGGGUCCGAGUGGGCAGAUUUAUUAUCGUCUGGUUAACCAUCAGCGCUUUUUUUCCAUCAACGCCACUGGAGCCAUCAGAACAACAGUGCCGCUGGACAGAGAGGUAAAGGGUCACUACUUUCUGAUUGUGGAGGCCUGGGACGGCGCUGUGGACCCUCGGCGGUCCAGACUGACUCUGUCGGUGACGGUCCUGGACGUGGAUGACAACAGCCCUGUGUUCAGCCAGCAAACCUACAAUGUCAACCUUCCAGAGAACACCCCUAAAGAUACUGUUAUGCUACAGCUCAAGGCCAUCGAUGCUGAUCUUGACUCCAACCUCACCUACCGCAUCAGGACCAACGGCUCAGAUAAGGAGAUCCUUCGGCUUUUCAGGGUCGACCCAAUCUCUGGAGAGUUGUCCGUUCGCAAAGUUCUGGACUUCGAGGCCCUGACUGCCUCGAAUUCCACGUAUUCAUUUAUUGUGCAGGUCCUGGACAGCAACGGCAGCAUGCCUCCAGGCCUGGCCUCCGUUACUGUCACCAUCACGGAUGUAAAUGAUUUUGCUCCAGUCUUCAGCCAGCCAUUCUACCGCGGCUUGGUUGCUCCGAACGCCGUCAAGGGGACCGUUGUAACCACGGUGCUGGCUAACGAUUCUGACCCCGCGGGAACCCCGGCUGGUCUGGUGCGCUACACAGUGGAUCCCGAGGCCUAUUCGUACUCUGCCAGUAUAUUUGAGGUAGAGGACCUGACUGGAAAUGUUGUGACCAGAGUGAAUCUCAACGAGGAGCCCAACCUUAAGUUUAGACUGGUGGUGGUGGCCUUUGAUGAUGGGGAGCCUGUGAAGCGGAACACCACUUUGGUGGAAAUCACAGUCCUCCAGCCAUCCAUCAUUCCCGUCUUUACUCAGGAAGAAUACAGGUUUCCGCCCGUGAGCGAGGAGGCUGCAGUGGGAACCCCCGUGGGAGUCAUCCUGGCGGCUGCUGUCAAUCAAACCAUCGUGUAUUCCAUCAUCGGGGGCAACGAGGGAGGCGUGUUUGAAUUAAACGACACAACGGGACUGAUUUCCACUGCCAAGCCGCUGGAUUUCGAGACCAACUCCAGCUACGUCCUCAAGGUGGAAGCCGACUCAAUGAGGGUGGUGUCCUCCAACCUCCGGGCUCCCUCCAAGAGUAACACUGCCCUCGUGUUGAUUGAUAUCCAGGAUGAGAACGACCACUCACCAGUUUUCACUGCACCUCUUUUCAUCGGGGGAGUAGCGGAGGACGCCAAAACCUUCACCUCCGUCCUGCAAGUGCAGGCCUUGGACAGAGACACCGGGAACUACAGCUCCAUGGUGUACCGCCUCAUCAACCCACCCUUGGCAGGGAAAGACACCAAGAAUAGCAAAGAGGGCUUCGUCAUCGAGCCUCUCAGCGGCGUGGUCAAGACGGCCAUCAUGUACCGCAACAUGAGGAGGUCUUACUUCCGGUUUGAGGUGGUCGCCACGGACGACUACGGGCGAGGACACAGCAGCAAGGCAGACAUAGUGGUGUCAGUGGUGAACCAACUGGACAUGCAGGUGGUCGUAUCGAACGUCCCUCCGACGUACGUGGACAAAAACAAAGCUAAACUCCUGAGUAUUUUAGAGCGCUAUGUCCAGGAGCAAAUUCCGGGAGCAAAGGUGUUCGUGGAAACUAUCGGGCCGCAUCGUCACGGCGACGGGCUGCAACAAGAGGACUACGCCAAAUCGGACCUAAUGAUUUACGCCAUCGACCCGCUCACAAAUAGAGCGGUUUCCAGACAGGAACUCUUUAAGUUUCUUGAUGGAAAGCUCCUGGACAUCAAUAAAGAGUUCCAGCCUUUCCUCCCCCUGGGCGGGCGCAUUCUAGAGAUUAGGACCCCGGAAGUAGUUACCAGCGUGAGGAAGGCGGUGCAGACUGUGGGUUACACCGAGGGAGCGCUUUUGGCCCUGGCGGUCAUCAUCAUCGUGUGCUGUGUGCCUGCCAUACUCGUCGUCAUCAUCACCUACAGGCAACGGCAGGCCGAGUGCGCCAAGACCGCCCGCAUCCAGAUGGCGCUGCCGAGCGGAAAACCUGGAGGGGGCACCGCCAACAACUUGUACGAAGAGCUGGGCGACAACGCCAUCCGGUCCAUCCGCAGUGAUGGAAGUCUGGAUGAAAGCGAUCGUCAGCGCCUCAUCUCGGAUUUUGCCACUCGAGCGAUCGCUGCCCACCGCCAGUGUGUCGCCAAUGGAGGGGUUCUUAACAAGCUGCCCAAGUCCGAAUCGAGCAUUACCUUUUUCUCAGAUGAAAACCCCUUGACCAUCAAGAACCCCAUCUACCACGAGGAUGGCACCCUGAGUAGUCCGGAAACACUUGGACGAAACCAGAGAAGAAGAGAUCUUCUGGGGAACUUCUCUCCCUCCAGGAAGGGUCUUCGAGAAGCCUGGUUGAGAAUCAGCUCUCCCGGGGCCGAUGUGGGAUACGGCAGCUAUAGUGGUAGUGAUAGCGGGCGUGGAUCAGGGGGUGGACACAGUUGGACUCUCCCAUCCAGGUUGCAUCGAAGGGACAUGUACGACGCCUUGAGGAGGCAAGUGGUGAUGGAUCCCGUGCAGUGGGAAAUGGAGCUCCUAAAGGCUGAAUUCAAAGAUAGCAAAGACGCCGGCUUGGAUUCAGGAUUUGAGCACGGCUUGGAUUCGGACCAGAUGGUGAGCCCUAGUCUCGAGCCAAAGCUGACUGUCAAGGAACAGGCCAGGCAGUUUGAGCAGCAGGCUGUCCAGGAAAUGAGACAGAAGCUGAACAGAGACUCAAGAACGUCUCCUGAUAUUCUGCUCUCCACUUUCCCAGACUCCCCUCAGCAUCACAAGUAUAUCCCCUCCUCCCAGUCUAGAGAGGGCCCCCCUAGUAUCAUUGUCACCCAUACUGAUGGAGGCACCCCGCCGCCCAACCACAAGCCCACGCCGCCUGUACUGCGGCGCUUUGGGGCAAGUCUGACAGAAAGCCAGAGUGGGGAAGACAGACUUCAGGUCCAUUUAGACAUCAUCCCUGAUCCUCCUUCAACCCCGCCGCCGCCACCCCCGUCUGCACCGACACCUUCACCACGACCUCCUCUCUGUACCACUCCCCCUCCUCUCCAUCCAUCUUCCCCUCCACCUCUGCCUCCAUCGCCAUCUCACCUCAACAACCGCCCUCCUCUACCGCCACCUCCCCCUCCGCCGCCUCUCCCUCCUCCUCUGUCGCCCUCUCUCCUGAGGCCGUCCACCUUUGUGCUCCCCUCACUUUCUGAAGUGCCGGCCCUGCGACCGGUCUCACUCCGGCCUCCUCCUCCGCCCUUACCUGUAGAACCUGAACCCCCUCGCAGGGAGCUGAAAGGUAUCUUAAAGAACAUCCAGAAUAUAGCAGAAAUCGAGAAGUCUGUGGCCAACAUGCUCAGCCAAAUCGAUCAGAAACAGAACCCUCUGAAAAAAGUAUUGAAGAACCGUGCAUCUCCCUCUCUGGACACCACGGAGUCCCUUGACUCCUUGGAUGUUUUAGCUAGCACAGGAGGAGGAGGAGAAGGUGGAGGAGAAGGAGGAGGAGAAGGAGGAGGGGGAGACAGAGAAGAAGGAAGUGGAGAAAGAAGAGUGGACCCUUCACCUCCACAGAUUCAACCCAACCCAGGCAUGGACUCACUGGUUGAAGAACUGGAAAAACGGUUCCCCACUCAGUCCACCACCCUGUAGUUUUCACACCUGACUAAUGUUGACACAAAGAAAAGAACAAAACUCCUCAGAACAUGACUUGUCAUAGAGGAAGGAGGCAUGAGGAGGUGGUGCAGGAUCAGAGCCCGCCGAGCCAAAUGAUCUCAGUCGUAUGGAACAAUAAUUAUAUCUAACAGCGGGGGAUUUACAUAAACAAAAAAGUGAAUAAUAUCAAGAAAGUCUUUUUGUGCGUAUCUAUUUCAAUGAACCGUGAAUCCAUUUAGGAAUUAUCAUAAAGCCUGCUUCUCAACACAACUCUUCAAAGGCUAAAGACUCAACCGGGGGUGUAUCCGUGGAUGCUGAACAACUUUCAAACCAAAGAUCUUUCAACUUUUGCUCAACGACUUAACAGUUGUAUUUUGGGAGAUUUGCAACAGUGAUGUUUAUGAUAACAUGGGCACAUUUUAUUUGUUGUUUUUCUACAAUUAAGUGUAAAUAUGCAUGCAUCUCUGUCGCCAAUAUUUUAGGCAACACUUCUCAAUUUGUGGCGCCCCCUGUGUGUCGUGGCCAAAAUGCUCGGGAAAACCUGCUAGCAGAUGUGCAAUAAAGAUAUCUGCAGUCAUUUUUGCUAUUAGACAAAGUAGUCAUUGACUUACGGACGAUCAGUUGCUAAGAUGUUUUGCUUGAUGGUGACCAUGUUUUUCAGCCUAUGUUCCACACGUUCAACAUACUUUGUUUGCAAGUGUCCGGAAGGCGUGUACUAAAUUGUAUAACACUUGUGUGCUGCGGUGCAGGAACAUAAUGGCGUCUAAAUGUCUUACAUUGCCUAACUGCAUUUCCACACAUACCAACAAUGUACUUGGCUUUUACUAUAUACACACAAACAUAAAUACACAAAGGAUUUACCCUUUUAACCCAUUUUAUGUCAUGUUGUAGAUUUUGCUCUAUCUUUAAUAAAAUGUGAU